Bursaphelenchus okinawaensis is the source of this 402-nucleotide messenger RNA. The record is from the annotation of a GenBank genome assembly. Lineage: Eukaryota; Metazoa; Nematoda; Chromadorea; Rhabditida; Aphelenchoididae.
AUGAGUAGAAAGGGAUUGGCAGUGAUGGCGGGGCUCGGAUUCGCGAUACGGUUCUUGGAGCGGUGGCGGCGCGCGCGACCAGCCCGAAAUGUACCAUUUCGGCUGGACUCCCAGUUCGGUUGGGCCCGACCGAACAUGGGGAGUUCAGCUGGGAAAUGGUACAGAGUAGGGCUGGGGCUCCUCUCCUCAUCUUCACCAUAUCCAUAUGGUGAAGAUGAGGAGAGGAGUUCUUCUCUUCUUCACAGAGGCCUCUCCUCUUCUUCACAGAUGGUGAAGAAGAGGAGAGGAAAUGGUGAAGAAGAGAAAACAGAAAAAGAGAAGCAAGAAGAAGACGAAGAAGAAGAAGAAAAAGAAGAAGAAAAAGAAGAAGAUGCAGAAAAAGAAGAAGAAGAAGAAAAAUAA